Messenger RNA from Ananas comosus (pineapple), 2216 nucleotides. RefSeq names its product GTP-binding protein BRASSINAZOLE INSENSITIVE PALE GREEN 2, chloroplastic. The coding region runs from base 37 to 1974 and encodes 645 amino acids. The transcript has 3 exons. Gene Ontology annotation, cellular component: mitochondrion; chloroplast stroma. Gene Ontology annotation, biological process: chloroplast rRNA processing; brassinosteroid mediated signaling pathway. The record is from RefSeq and is a predicted model, not a curated record. Lineage: Eukaryota; Viridiplantae; Streptophyta; Magnoliopsida; Poales; Bromeliaceae. Gene Ontology annotation, molecular function: GTP binding.
ACGAUAUCACACUCGGAGCUCGUCGAGCUCCCUCCCAUGGCGGAAACCGUCCUCUUCCCCUCCGCAUCUCGCCUCGCCACCUCCUCCCUCCUCCUCUCUCAUGGCCGUAAAACCCUAAUCCCUCGUUCCCUCCUCUCCCCCUUCUUCUCCUCCUCCCUCCUCCUCCCCUUCUCUCUUCUUCUCCACAAACGCUUACUCUCCUUCUCCCUCUCCUCCACACGAACCCCGGCCCCGAUCCUCCAUGCUUCGCUCCGCACCUCCCGAUUGUUCAGCGAAGGGAGGGACGAGGACGAGGCGCGCCUCGUUUGCCCCGGAUGCGGCGUGUUCAUGCAAGAAUCCGACCCCAACCUCCCCGGAUACUACCAGAAACCCUCGUCGCCAUCUCCGGACGAAGACACCGGGUACGGUUCCGAGGACCCCCUUUUCUCCGAUUCCGAAGAGAUUUUGGAUGAAUUGGAUGAGGGUGUUGAUGGGUCGUCGUCAAAAUUUGAUCUUGGUGAGGGUUUGGUGGAGGAUUUGGAGGAGGAAGAUGAUUGGGAUUCGGAUUGGCUGGAUGAGGAGGAUGAGGAGGAGAGGUUGAAGAGGGAAUUGGAUGGUUUCGCCCCCGCGGGAGUCGGGUAUGGAAAUGUUACUGAGGAGACACUGAGCAAGAUGAAGAAGGAGAAGAUGUCGAAAUCGGAGAAGAAGAGAAAGAUGAGAGAAGAAGAAGCUAAAAGGAUGGAAAUGGAGAAUUCGGCGGUAGUGUGUGCGCGGUGCCACUCGCUGAGGAAUUAUGGGCAGGUGAAGAACCAAAAGGCCGAGAAUUUGAUCCCCGACUUCGAUUUCGAUCGGUCCAUAUCGACCCGAUUGAUGAAACCUUCGAAUAGUUCUCCUGUUGUAGUUUUAGUUGUUGAUUGUGUGGAUUUCGAUGGAUCAUUCCCUAAGAGAGCGGCAAAAUCUUUGUUUAAGGCAUUGGAGGGAAGCAACAAGAACACUAAGACAACUAAACUGCCGAAACUUGUUCUUGUGGCAACUAAGGUUGAUCUUCUACCCUCACAGAUCUCUCCAACAAGAUUGGAUCGAUGGGUUCGUAACCGCGCCAAGGCGAACGGAGCCCCUAAGCUUAAUGCAGUUUAUUUGGUGAGUGCCCGCAAAGAUCUCGGAGUUAGGAAUUUGAUUUCUUAUAUAAAGGAAUUGGCAGGUCCUCGCGGAAAUGUGUGGGUAGUUGGCGCACAAAAUGCUGGAAAAUCUACUCUGAUUAAUGCGUUUGCGAAGAGAGAAGGCGUUAAGAUUACGAGAUUGACUGAGGCUGCAGUGCCGGGGACUACAUUGGGUAUUUUGAGGGUUACAGGGGUUUUACCUGCGAAAGCGAAGAUGUAUGAUACGCCAGGUCUUUUGCAUCCGUAUAUUAUGACGAUGAGAUUAAGUCGAGAGGAGCAGAAGAUGGUGGAGAUCAGGAAGGAAUUACAGCCUCGGACUUUUAGAGUAAAGGUGGGGCAAACGGUCCACGUGGGUGGUUUAAUGAGAUUGGACCUAAUCGAGGCCUCUGUGGAAACGAUUUACGUGACGGUUUGGGCGUCUCCUUAUGCUUCUCUUCAUAUGGGGAAGACGGAGAAUGCCGACGACUUAAGGAAUAAGCAUUUUGGCGUCAGAUUACAGCCACCUAUUGGCCAGGAGCGGGUUGCCGAACUCGGCGAAUGGAAAGACAGAGAGAUAAAGCUUUCCGGGAACAGCUGGGAAGCGAACUGUGCGGAUAUUGCAGUUUCCGGUCUCGGAUGGUAUUCGUUGGGCCUAAAGGGCGACGCCCGUUUGAAGCUAUGGACCUUCGACGGCAUCGAAGUUACGCAGAGAGAGCCGCUAGUUCUCGACAGAGCUCCGUUCCUCGAACGCCCCGGAUUUUUGUUACCAAAGGCGAUUUCUGACGCCGUCGGUGAGAGAAGUCGGAAGGAGGCGGAAAGAAAGAGGAUGGUUGAGAGAGAAGAGAUUACUGUCUGAAGGCGAAGAAUCCGAAUUUUUUGUGAUUAGUAGAGAAGUAAUCAACUGUUCAUUGUAGAGCUCUCAGUGCAAGAAGCUAAGUAUUUUUUUUGCUUUCUGAAACUGCAGUUCUUGAAGCAAAAGUAUUAUGGUCCCUUUCAUGCAUUUUAACAGUAUCAACCUUGUCUACAUGUAAUUAUUAUCUGAAAUUUUUGGGAUUUAAAUUGCUUGAUCUUAUACAUGAUUCAUAUAUGAAUUAUUAA